Molecule: messenger RNA, 4345 nt
Organism: Anolis carolinensis (green anole)
Lineage: Eukaryota; Metazoa; Chordata; Lepidosauria; Squamata; Anolidae
Product: homeobox protein Hox-A1
Exons: 2
Coding region: 79-822 (247 amino acids)
Biological process (GO): regulation of transcription by RNA polymerase II
Cellular component (GO): nucleus
Molecular function (GO): DNA-binding transcription factor activity, RNA polymerase II-specific; RNA polymerase II cis-regulatory region sequence-specific DNA binding
Source: RefSeq, a predicted model, not a curated record
CAACCCCCUCCCUGUAUUCACCCCACUAUCACCCCUUCUUUCUCCUCCUCUAUUUUGGGGUGGGAAGGGGGGUUUCCAAUGGUGAACCAAGGCGCUGUGUGGCGGUGGGGAGGGCAGGGAAGCCAGCGGCCCCUUCUGUGUGGGGCAGGGAGGGAGGCUUCCCAAGAUCCUCAGACAGGGAGGUCUCCAAGGCAGGCCCCUUUCCUUUCCCAUUUCGGUCCGCGGAUGAGGCCCCCCACGAGGAACAAGGACCCACCUCGGGACGGGGACGCAGCGGCAGCAGCUUCCUCCUCCUCCUCUUCCUCCUCCUCCUCCUUUGGGCUUGCAUGGAUGUCCCCUCGGGGUCCAGGGAGCAGCCCAGAGCCGAGCCUCUUCCUGGAGCAGUGGGGCCAGCGAGCGAGCCCCGCGCCGGAGCUUGGCGGGACGGAGGAAACUUUUGAAUGGAUGAAAGUGAGAAGGAACCCGCCCCGAAGCGCAGUGAAACUGCAGGGCAGCACAGUGGCAGUAACCUCACCAUCAUCUCCCAGAACCAGCUUCACCACCAAGCAGCUGACAGAGAUGGAAAAGGAAUUCCACUUCAGCAAAUAUCUGAGCCGAGCCCGUCGGGUAGAGAUUGCUUCAGCCUUAGGUCUCAAAGAGAUCCAGGUAAAGGUCUGGUUCCAGAACCGCAGGAUGAAGCAGAAGAAACUGGAGAGGGAGGGUUCUCUGUGGGGAACUGUUGUUGGCUGCCUCCCACAGGAUUCCUCCUCUUCAGAAAAAUCAGACCUUGCUCCAUUCUCCUCCUCACCUAGCAGGAACAUUGGUGACCUCACUAUACUUUGACUGAAAAAACAUGUUCCUCAAGACUCUUAUCACUCUUGUGAAAGUUCAAAGGUUCCUAGAAGGUGCACCUGAAUAGAUAUUUCCAAAGAGAUUUGGGGACACCCAUUCCAACCCUCCCCACAACCAAUGUACAACUGAGUUCAAGAAAAUAGAAAACACCAGACUGCACUGCAAUAUAAAUUUUAGUAUGUGGGGGGAACAGGGGCAGGACAUCCUGGUGGAAAUUCUUGUCACACUUGUGUAGAAACCCCAAAUGUCCGUGUCACCUGAUGUACAGAUAAAUUGAAAGGUUCUUUGUACUGUGUUGCACCAAUCCUAGGAACCCAAGAAAUUGUAUUAAAAGGGACUUUUCAACAGGACAUCUUCCAGAAACCCAUCAUCAUGUUGUCAUGCUUCUGUUUCUGUCCCUGUUCCUCUGCUUACUUUCUCAUGUUGGGUUUGUUAUUCUGGGAGCUUGGAACUGGGUUUUUUUUUUUACCACAAUUCCCCAGCUAACACAGGGAUUCUGGGAGCUGUAGUCCACAAAAGUACUUUUGCCAAGUUCUGAUCAUACUUCAUAAUUUAGGUCUCUGUCAACAUAAUGCUUUGAACGUUCAGAGUUUCAAUGGAUGCAGACUAUGAAAACAUGUAAAUGUGAGUAGAUCAAUAGUGUUGUUAACUUCUGCGGGAAGGUAACAGCACUCCAUGCAGUCAUGCUGGCCACAUGACCUAGGAGGUGUCUAUGGACAACACCAGCUCUUCAGCUUAGAAAUGGAGAUGAGCACCAACUCCUAGAGUCCGACACGUCUGGACUUAAUGUCAGGGAAAAACCUUUACAUUACCUUCUACAUGUUCUUUUUAAUAUAAGAAUAAGUCAGAUUGAAUUCAGUACAACUUAUCUCCAGGCAGACCAAGCUUUGUAGGGAGUGAAACAUCAAAAAAAUCAUUCACAUCCAGACCUUUUCUAACUGCUUUGUUUUUCUUGCCUCUUUUGUUUGGAUGCCUAAGAUACACUUCUAAAUCCAUUUCAGAUAAUGUUUAAGUUUAUUGUGCUCAAGCCCUACAUGAGAGCUUCCCAGAAGCAUUUGGGAACAGAAUACUGGACCGGAUAGGCUUUCGAUUUUAUCCAGUGUAUUUUAUCUUCUUACAUUCUUUUGAGGGUUAUAUGUCGAUAUUUCUACAAAUGGUUCUUAUCAAUUUGUGCAGUAAAUUAUUUGUUAACAAAUACUCUAGGCAUACAUCAAAAAUUCUUUGGCCUGCCAUCAUAUGAACCAACCCACUCAUUUAUACUUUCAGGGAAAUGAUGCUGCUAAUUAGGGAUUAUUAGUGCUGUCAUCAAAAUUUCAGUAAUAGCUAUGGAUGCUAAUAAGAGACCCAUCCCAAGGAUUCUGUGACCCACCAGUUCUUCCUAACCCAAUUAAUUAAACUUUUGGCAGGGUGACAAUGGAACCAAGACUCACAGGGGCCAAAUGCAGAGGUUUUUUUAUCAGCAGGGAUGAGGUUGUUUUAUAUUCUCCCCUACUUGCCCCACUCCUUUCGGUCCUCUAAACUUACUCCAAUCUUCAUAGUAGCUUUGGGGUUGUUGUUUUUUUACUGCCAAUUAUUGCUAGCUAUUCUUGUUGAAUUUUUGGGUUGGUUUAAUCAUCAAUGCAUAAUUGAAAUCCAGGAGCCGCCGGUGGUGGAAUGGAUUAAAUCUUUGUGCUGGCAGGACUGCUGACCGAUAGGUUGGUAGUUCAAAUGUGGGGAGAGUGGGCGAGCUUCCUCUAUGAGCUUCAGCUCCCCAUGUGGAGACAUGAGAAAAGCAUCCCACAGGGAUGGUAAAACAUCAAACAUCUGGACAUCCCCUGAGCAAUGUCUUUGCAGACAGCCAAUUCUCUCACACCAGAAGCGACUUGUAGUUUCUCAAGUCACUCCUGACAUGAAAAAAAGUAAAUCAAGUGGCUUCACAAAAUAUUUGCUUGCAGUGUAGAAGAAAUUACUGCUAAAGUUUGCUAUUAUGAUUUAAUACGGCUUCUUACUUUUUGGUCUCACAUUACUGCCAAGAUUAUGGGAUUAUCAUGAUGAGUGUCCAGACUUUGGAAUUGACUAAUGCACCACUGCAAGAUAAUGCUUGAUGUCGAUAGUUGAGGAAAAAAUGGUUAGCCAGUCGCUAUAAGGUUUUCACCAUCAUCUAGUGUUGAUUGAGUCAGAUCUGUUAUCCUUUCUUGUAGGAAACUGAACACUGAGAACUCCGUCUUAAAUCCACCUGUUGGUCCCAAUCAGGGUAAAGCUACUGCAUACUUGGAAACUUGGGUUGCAUCAACACUGUAGAAUUAAUGCAGUUUGAUACCACUUUAAAUAACAAGGUCUGAUGCUCUGAAGCCAUGGAAGUUGUAGUUUUACAAGGUCUUUAGCCUUCUCUGAUAAAGAGGUCUGAUGCCUCAUCAAACCAUGACUGCCAUGAUUCCAUUCAUUGAGCCAUGCCAAUUAAAGUGAUGUCAAACUCCAUUAAUUCUACGGUGUAGAUGCAUUCUUGGUAAAUUCAAAUAAUUCAGUUGUUCUACUCGUAAUCUUAAUCUUUACCUCUUCUAAUGCUCAGAAGAGUAUGUAGAAUCCAGAGCAAAAUAAUUGUACUUUUUGUCAGUAGAAAGGAAACACUUCUCCACACGCGUAACUCUGUAGACAUUAAGAAAACUGUCACUAAAGUUCUACCUCUCAUUUGCCUAGUCCAAAGUUCUUCAGACUGUGCUUUGCAGAGCACUUGGUGCUCCAUGAAACAAUUCCAAGUGCUCCACAAAAAAGUAAGGAUUUUAAGAAAUAAAAUUGUUACUAUUAUGAUUAUUAUUUAUUAUUUAUUUAAUUACAGCAUUUAUAUUCCGCCCUUCUCACCCUGAAGGGGACUCAGGGCGGAUCACAUUACACAUAUAGGUAAACAUUCAAUGCCUUUUAACAUAGAACAAAGACAAGACAAACAUGGCUCUGAGCGGGCCUCGAACUCAUGACAUAGAACAAAGACAAGACAAACAUUGCUCCAAGCGGGCCUCGAACUCAUGACCUCCUGGUCAGAGUGAUUCAUUGCAGUGAUUCAUUGCAGCUGCUCUCCAGCCUGUGCCACAGCCCGAGACAUAAAAUGAGGAAAAUUUCAGUAUCGUGAUUUUUUGCACCCAUGAGCUGUGUGCAUAAAAGUAUUGAGCAGAGUAGAGAAUAUAUUUAGCACCUUCCAUGUGAAACAAAAACUAUACAAUCUAAAGUUUGCUAGCCAGCUCCUGGAAACAGACAUAAUGGAAGGAUAUACAAUGCAUACAGACAAUACACCCACUGCUGGAUAGACACAGAGGCUAGACUGUAUCUGUGAGAUGAAAUUUAGUGCUCCACCUUGAGUUUCACAUUUCAAAGGUGCAGCGUGACUGAAAAGUUUGAGAACCUCUGGCCUAGACUAUCAGAAGAAUGAUACGGGUUUGUUGUGUAUUUAUUAUUUGUGUACCUAUGUUUGCAUUUGAAUUAUGUAAGCAAAUGCAAGUGGGAUGGGUUAAGAAAUAAAAAUUUGAAUGGAUUGAUAUUCUAA